Molecule: messenger RNA, 2237 nt
Organism: Branchiostoma floridae (Florida lancelet)
Lineage: Eukaryota; Metazoa; Chordata; Leptocardii; Amphioxiformes; Branchiostomatidae
Exons: 3
Coding region: 478-1749 (423 amino acids)
Source: RefSeq, a predicted model, not a curated record
CCUUUACCCCCUGACCUGUAGCAGUGCCCUACUGAGCAUGGUGAGCAAACGAGGUCACUAUGCCCCGCGAUCAUGAUUUUCAUCUUAAAACACCUUUAGCACGUCGAAGCAGCUACUUGGACGGGACUGCACCCAUGCUGCUGUGACUACCAUAUUUGUUAGGCCACCACAGAAAAAGAUAUGUUGUUUGUUUUACGUCUAAACCCUGUUCCACAGUGCUGGUCGAAGUACUCUACAAGCAGAGGUUGGUAGGGGAAAUCGUGACCUCACCACCAUCUUUGGAGCCUGUACGGACUGGAGACUUCACGAAGUUCUGCAACCAAGCAAGUAUCAUACUCAUACUGUGGUCUAGAAUCCAGCCAUUCCCUGGAAUACUAUAUCAGUUGGAAACAAUUGGAAGAUCCGCACAGGCCCGUUUUCUGUUACCACAAACACGUCAACACCUCGGGGUGGACAAGCUACAGUGGCCACUGUGCCAUGGAUGAAGCAACGUGUGUGGAUGUCCAUCUUCUGCGAGACCAAGAGGAUCGUACUUCUUCAGAAAACGUUGUGAACAGCUUGCUUCCCGAGCAGUCCUCGAUUGUCUAUCACCAGCAUCGUCAAACUGCCGGCCGGGAACCAGAUGUUAGCUCUCACCGCCUCUGGUGUACCAGGCAUCAGGAAGACAUUCUACGUUGGUUGGACUUUUUAAUCAUCCUACUGUUGAUUGGUCCGUUAACUGUGGCCUACUGGCGCGGAACAUGGUCUCUCAUGAAUGUUUACUUGUUUCCAAAUGACGAUGUCAUAAGUGCAUGGACAUCCUUUGCUAUAGGGACGUCGGUGAGUUUGAUACUGAAUUUUGCGCAAGGAAAUUUAGAGAACAAGUUUGCAAGACGGAAUGUUGUUUUUCACGUUCUGUUUAGGGUCUAUAUUUACGUUUUCGGACUUGCUGUCGUGAACCAUUGGAGGGGGUGUUGGUACAUCCUUGACAAAUAUACAAAUAUGACAGUUUUAAGUGCCGUAAUCUCAGUUAUUGUACCUAUCCCUAUUCUUUUAGUUCUCCGCGCAUGUGGAAAUCUUGUUGCGGCUCCUGGGGUUAUCCUCGUGGACAUUAGCGACACUCCAUUCAAAGUAGGAACCCGAUUUGCGGCAGAGGUAUCAAUUUCGUGGACGUUCAUUGGUGACGUUGUCCUGACAGUUAUUUUCAUUGGUUCACUCAUCGUGGGCUCCUGGCGAGGUAUAUGGCUACUUUUUGACAUUUUCCUGUUUCCAACUGACAAAAAAAACUCGGCUUUGUCGUCUGUAGGAAUCGGUUACGGGACGCUCUUUCUUCUUGUCCUGCUCGAAGCACCUGUAUCCAACCUUCUCCGCAAGACGAGAAAACUCAGUGCCCGUAUAGUAAUGGAAGAUGCCUUCAAACUUGCGGCGUGGGUUGGGGUUUUGAAUGUAUGGAGAGGGUUUUGGCUGGUUUGUGACAGCUACAUUUUGCCGGACAAUCCAGUCCAAAGCUACUGGAUCACGCACGGGGUCGGGAUCGGCGGUUUGCUCCUCCUGCAGGCGGGACGGAGCGUCCUGGUGGCCGGCUGUGUGGUGGACGGUGAGACGGUGGACGGGAGCGGCGUGAGGAUGGGCAGGUACCUGGAACACAUCUGUCCUAAACUGGUACGUCUAUCUACGGUGCAGGUCUCUAACCAGCGUAACCAUAGUGACGUGGGACAACAAACAACGUUACGUUUACAAGACGCUGUACAAUACGAGACAAGCCUGUAGCCUGCUGGGUCUCUCUUGCUUCUGAGAUUUCGGACGGUGAUCCAACAAAUGUAAAAGUUAAUUUAACAAUUUAAAACUGAAAUGUAUUGAAGCACUGUUAUUUUUCAAAAUAUAAUAUCUUGAUUAUACAGGGUGUCAACAUAAGGGGACCGGGGUUUAUGUCAUUUUCUAUUGAAUGUUCUCAUCACUCAGAUGCCAGAUCGAAAAUUGUAAGCCUCUUGGCUUGCCAGCAGAGGUCACCCCAAAACCACUAGGGUCGGCAAGUCCUUCCAGGCCCGGUAGGGUAAUCAGAAACCUUUUCCCUGGGACUUAAAAUUACAUAUUCUGCUCCGGUGGUUGCAAGAUUAAAAUUGGCUAGACGAAGACAGACCUACUCGGCAUGACUAUAUGAGUGAAACAUUGCAUGUAUAGUUAUGAUAGGAUAAGAUGAUACGGUGAGCGUUUUUUAUUACUGUACGGAAAAAAAUCCUAUGAAAAGGACAAUCUGG